This is a messenger RNA of Chaetomium globosum CBS 148.51, 1950 nucleotides long. RefSeq lists its product as uncharacterized. Bases 1 to 1950 code for a protein of 649 amino acids. Gene Ontology annotation, molecular function: zinc ion binding; DNA-binding transcription factor activity, RNA polymerase II-specific. NCBI's taxonomy places the organism in Eukaryota, Fungi, Ascomycota, Sordariomycetes, Sordariales, Chaetomiaceae. The record is from RefSeq and is a predicted model, not a curated record. Gene Ontology annotation, biological process: regulation of transcription by RNA polymerase II. The transcript is spliced from 7 exons.
AUGGCCGGUCCCGGUGGUGGUCCCCCUCGUCGGAGCCACACCAAGUCCCGGAAGGGAUGCGAGACUUGCAAGCGCCGUCACAUUCGGUGUGAUGAGAAUUUCCCCCAGUGCCGCAACUGCACCAAGCACAAGAUCCGCUGCCCGUACAAUGAUGUGCCUGCCCCUGACGACAGAGCUGGCUCGCCCGACAAGCCCGACCUGAUGUGGACGCCGGAGAUCGAGGCUACCAUCGACCAGUGGCGCCGCACCGGCAUGUUCCCGUUCCCGAGCCUGGGCAUCUAUCCGGCACCUGCGCCUGAGCUUCUGACGCUCGAGGACCUGAGGUUGAUCCACCACGUUGCCUCCAUCAGCCACCAGAUGCAGGAACUUGACGCCAAUGACUUCACGCUCUGGACCCAGCAGAUCCCCACAAUCAUCAGGAUCGGCGCGACCCACCGCUAUGUCUUGCACUCCCUGCUCGCCUUCUCCGCUAUGCAUCUCGCGUACCUGACUGGCUGCCCAGCCGUCGGAAACAUGGCGUAUGAGCAUCGCGGUGUCGCCUUGAAGGGACUGCAGGAAGCCAUCAGCACCUUCUCUCGGGAGACGUCGGACGCGAUCCUCGCCGCUUCGCUGGUCCUCUCCUGGCAAGCCACAGAUUGGUACACCACCGGCUCGGGAACGCACACUGAUAAAUAUCGCCUAAAGGUCAUCGAGGCCAUGGAUCCCUGGAAACACGAGUCGCAGUUUGGCGACUUCAUCGCCGAGAGCAGCACCUUCCCGACCGCCCCGCCCUCGCCCACCCCGGACCACCAGCCCAGCCAGCCGCGCGAGGAUGACAUGGAGGCGUUCCAGCGCGUCCUGCAGCAGCUCCAGAAGCUCGAGGCCUUCCUCAAGAAGAACCGCGAAGACACGAAGCCGGUCGCCCAGCUCAUCACCUUCAUGAAGGGUUCCCGAAAGGUCACCUCGUCCCUGUCGGUGGCGCAGCAGUUCGACCGCCUGAAGCCCCUGCGGACUUGGCUGUUCUGGCUGCCCGUCAUGUACCUGCAGCGGAAUGGUGCAUCGCCAAGCGCCCUCGUCGUGAUUGCCCACUACUACACGGCCGCCCUCCUGAUGGAGCGUCUCUUCCCCGAGAUCGGCGCCGCGUACUUUGGAAGCAUGACCAUCGGUCCGGUCGAGGAGAUUGCUCGCCGCCUCUAUGCCGUCCGUAACUCGGGACAUCUUGAGGGAGACCUCCAGACCCCGCUCAACUUGAUGGAGUUCCCUAUCGAGACGGUCAACGAGUUCCGCUCCCGGAUGGGGUGGGUCCAGCCUGCGCGCACGCCCUCGUUCCCCCAGUUUGACCAGUUCGACCAAUUCGACCAGCCCAACUUCUACAUGAACGAGGGCUCGCCGGUGAUGUUGUCGGCAAACUUAUCUUCUGAGUACCUGCCGUAUGGGGACAAUGUGGCUUUCAGCUACAGCACCGAGGACUUGUCCGUCAUCCCCGAGGCCGGCCCUGCCAGCGCUGUCAGUCCGCUCCAGCUGUCGUCGCCGUACGUCAACCCGCACUACCUCAACAUCCCGAGUCCGUCGUUCGGGGGAUACAGUCCGGCUUCGAGCACCUAUGGAGACUUUGGCGACGGAUCCCCGAUCGUCUACAGCGAUGCUGAAGACAAUGGCACCUACGGUUACACGGCCACCUCACCAAUGCUGGGCGGUUCCAACACUUAUGGCGUCGGGCCCUCCUAUCUGAGCACCAGUCCGGAUUGCCCGCCUCCUGAGGAUCUCUACGCUUGGCUGCCAUCCCAACACCCGGCCCUUGUCCCUUCGCCCUUCCUGAGCCCCGAGGAGUCCUUUCAACCCAUUCCGGAGUCGCCCAGCUCUCAGUUUACCCCUCUGGCCACUCAGGAAGGAGGUGGCAUGCCUGCCAACAACACCUUGUUCUCCGUGCCACCCAACCUCCAGGACAAACAAAAGGGCAACGGCGCGUAG